CUGCCCGUCGUAUCAGUGGUGAGAGAUGCAGAGUCCCAGCUCCUGCCCGACGUGGGGGCUGUGGUAACAUGCAAGGUUUGCAGCAUUAACUCUCGCUUUGCCAAGGUGCACAUCCUGUAUGUCGGCUCCACACCACUCAAGUCCGCCUUCCGGGGGACCAUACGGAGCUGUGCCCCGAGCAGCGGGCAGGAGUCCACCACAGAGAAAGAUAAGGUGGAAGUGUACAAGAGUUUCCGCCCCGGUGACAUAGUCCUGGCCAAAGUCAUCUCACUGGGGGAUGCGCAGUCCAACUACCUGCUGAGCACGGCGGAGAAUGAGCUGGGCGUGGUGGUGGCGCGCAGCGAGGCAGGCUGUCUGCAGAGGGGAGCCUGGUCCUGA
This is a messenger RNA of Pelecanus crispus (Dalmatian pelican), 378 nucleotides long. The record is from RefSeq and is a predicted model, not a curated record. Lineage: Eukaryota; Metazoa; Chordata; Aves; Pelecaniformes; Pelecanidae.